This is a messenger RNA of Monosiga brevicollis MX1, 1269 nucleotides long. RefSeq lists its product as uncharacterized. Gene Ontology annotation, molecular function: polygalacturonase activity. The transcript has 8 exons. The coding region runs from base 1 to 1269 and encodes 422 amino acids. Lineage: Eukaryota; Choanoflagellata; Craspedida; Salpingoecidae. The record is from RefSeq and is a predicted model, not a curated record.
AUGACCCUCAACCAUCGCAUCAGCAAGUCAGACGUUGACUUGGUGGGGGGCGUCUACCGCUUGGACAGUCACAUCUACUUCAACUCGAGCCACACCGGCUUUGUAAUGGCCGGUGGCACAUUGGUCACGGGCCCCAACUUUGCGUCUUCCGACUUUCUCAUGGCUUGCUACUCUUGUAGCGAAAUAACAUGGCGUGACAUGAUCUUUGGCCCAUGCCGCAAUCAUCUGUGUGACCUAUCCGCUGAGAAUCAGCAUCGCGGCGGCGGAAUGCUGGUUGACACGAUUUUACAAAGUCAGCUUGUUGACGUCUUUUUUACGCAUUUUGAGUCUUACGGCGUUCUCUGCAACUCGGGCAAUGGCCACGAGCUUUUGAUCUCGGGCUGCUUUUUUGAGGAGUUCCACUGGGGCGAACCGGGCUACAACUCAACCAACACCACGACGGCCGUGGCCAUCCAAAUGGGGCAACCCGACUCGACUGUCCUCAACACCAUCAUUCGUUGCGCCAAGCGAGGCAUCGUCAGUUCGAGUGCAUCCAAUGUAAUUAGUGCCACACACAUUUAUACAUCUUGCAACCCACUGGGCUUGAACCCAACCGCGUGCUUUGAUAUAUACGGCAGCACUCGCAUUACUGAUAGUUGUAUGUGCAUCUUGUUGCUUGUGUGUGUGUGUGUGUGUGUGUGUGUGUGUGUGUGUGUGUGUGUGUGUGUGUGUGUGCAGCUCUGCUGGGGAUACGUCGACAACUGCUAUCUCGACUUGCAUCAGCUCGCCUAUCAGGUUACCAUCACCGGAACGAUGUUUUAUAAUGAAGCCCAACUUCUGCUGUCGCCCAGUGCUGCCAAUAGCAGUCUGGUUAACAUGGUGAUAAUGGAGAAUGUUUUCCAGCCAGGCCCAGAUGCCACACCUCGUAUCAGGGUGAAUGCCACCAACGGGAACAGCAUCGCCCCAGACAGUAUUUUCAAUGUCUCCAUUAGCAACAACAUUGGCGCCCUUGCCACUGUCGCGCGCCAAAAGCUUUCGUUUGCAACCUCGCCAACAAUCCUAGAUGUUGAUCUAUCCGAAUCCUUACUUCUACUGCCCACAGAUGCCGUCGUGGCCUGCCAUGUCCAGGUGGAGCGUUGCGGUGAUGUGACUGGCGCUGGUGCUGGUUUUGGACUGUGCAACGUGGUGACGAAUACAUCAGGAACGAGCUUUCGUGCUAGCGUCCUUGUUCUGAACGCACAGGGUACCCCCGCCAACUGUAGCGGAGUGCUUCAGCUGCACAUUGCCUGA